This is a messenger RNA of Seminavis robusta, 1266 nucleotides long. The record is from the annotation of a GenBank genome assembly. Lineage: Eukaryota; Bacillariophyta; Bacillariophyceae; Naviculales; Naviculaceae.
AUGUUUCUCCCCUCACGUAAAGGAGCGACCAUGCUGUAUCUCCUGAGCUUGGCUUCUUCUUUGAUGUUCUUGGUCAAGCCGGUAUCUGCUGGCCUGCAAUGCACUCCCAAUCAAGACUGCGUGGGAAACGAUCAGAAGCAUCUCUCGGACGCCAUGGACCCUAAGCAGUGCUUACUUGAUUGCCUUUCCGCUCAGGGAAACAUGGACGAUUGCAAGCAUACGUUGAUUCGAGUCUUUUAUGGAAGCAGAAUCAAAGGAUCCUGCUUUCGUUGCACGAGAGGCUUGGGGAUAUACAAUACCGGUACCGGUAGCAACGAAGUACCAGGCACAGGCUGCACCUUCUCCGUGGAUGCUACCGGUACUGGUAGCAAUAGUAGCCCCCAAGACGACGCCUCCAAAUCUCUCGCUGCAUUGAAUGAUGCAGUCAGAAAACAAGAGCUCUUGGAAGGUCACCCACAGACACAGACUACUGGUACCCAGGAUCAAUCAGGCAUGGUGGCUACCGCAACUCUUCGUAGUGUGGCUGCCGGAGAAAGAAUCAAACUGACCUUCCAGACGUGGAAUGGACACACGUAUGAAUACCAUGGAGAGUGCGACUUGACGUGGAUCCAUGCCCCCUUGUUUGACGAAGCCAAUCAACAGACAUUGACCAUUGCAGUCCGCACCAGGAGUCGAAUCGACUAUUCCUACAUUCAAUCCGUGGUCGUCAAAAUUGGAGACGAGGUGUUAGAGGUCAGCAGCUUUGGGGACUACGCCCUCCAGGGUGUCGCCAACGCACCACUCUCGUCCAACACCAUUGCCGGAUACCCCAUUACCCGCACAACCAUCAACGACGAGAGGAUGAGCAUUUUCUCCAUUUCUCUUGGCGACAACGAUGAUGAUGAGUUCAUUCUUCUACGUACCUUCAAGGAUUAUGUCUCGGUCAAGCUGUUGAACCCGAGCGAGAAACGAUACCGCGAGAGUUCUGGAAUGAUGGGACAAUAUGGAACCGGAAGGUUGUUGGGCAGGGAUGGAGUCACGUUGGUCGAGGAACCCAAUGCGCUGGCGGCCGAGUGGCAGGUCCGCGAUUAUCACGACCUUUUCCAGAUGAUUCGAGCGCCCAGUUUCCCGAUAAGUGCAUUCUUGCCAAAGCUAACAUUCGUCUGGUGGUCGCCGUCUUUUGGGAGAAGCAACGACCGUGUCUUCCAAAGCUGCGGAAGAGGCAUGUGUUGCAGCGGGUGCGGAGAACUUGCAAGGUUGCAUCCACGAUGUCAUGGUCACGGGUGA